CACAAACUGCCCACAUCACCUCAAUUCCACCUCCUACUUAACACUUCUCUCAUCCCAUCAACCAACUUUUAUUUCCCCCUCCACCAUACACACACUCCGUUCAGUAACAGAAAAACCACCACCAUCGUCAUGGCUGCCACCGCCGCCGCAGCAGUAAGCUCAUCAUUUUCACCGUCCAUGCACACCCUUAAACGCACAAACUUUAAACACUUCCCAUCAGAUUCUUACUCACUCAAAUUUCCUUCAGCUAGAAUUUCUUUUGCUUCCAUAUAUUAUAACCAUCGGUACUUUAUAGAGCCUGUUUCAGGGCGUAGAUUAGUGUCUGCUGCCGUUGCUCAAGAUCAGGAAGAAGCGGUAACUGCUCCGGUUGGAGACGAUGAACAGCGGGAAUUAGGCGAAAAAGGCGAAGUAGAAGCUAAAUCUGAGGCAGAGGUUAUUAACACUAAGCUUUAUUUUGGGAACUUGCCUUAUAAUAUUGAUAGUGCACAGCUUGCUGGUAUUGUUCAAGAUCAUGGCACUCCUGAACUUGUUGAGGUUCUUUAUGACAGAAAUACCGGUAGAAGUAGAGGUUUUGCAUUUGUGACAAUGAGCAAUGUGGAAGAUUGUAAUGCAGUCAUUGAGAAUCUUGAUGGAAGUCAAUACAUGGGUAGGAUCUUGAGGGUGAACUUUUCAGACAAACCUAAAUCAAAAGAACCAUUAUAUCCAGAAACAGAGUACAAGCUUUUUGUUGGAAAUUUAUCAUGGUCAGUCACAUCUGAAAGCUUGACGGAAGCUUUUCAAGAAUAUGGAAAUGUGAUCGGAGCUAGAGUUUUAUACGACGGAGAGACCGGAAAAUCGCGAGGUUACGGUUUCGUGUGCUAUCCUACGAGAGAAGAGAUGGAAAAGGCGCUUGAAUCUCUUAAUGGAGUGGAGGUCGAGGGACGAGCAUUGCGCGUAAGCUUGGCGGAAGGAAAGAAGUCGUAACUUAAGGGUUAAGUUAUGGUAAAUGAAAAUGUUGAUCUAUGAAGGGAUGGGAAUGAACACAAUUGAGUUCAAUCAGUUGAGAAUGAAGGAAAAAAAAAUACUAGAAAAUUAAUACAACAAAGCAAUCAUAUUGGCAUCUUGAAAUUCCAUUUUAAUUGCGGAUUUUGUAUAGCUGCUGAAUUUCUCCUUUCAUAUGUUUUCAUGGAUAUGCAUUUUGAUAAUAGAAUAUGAUGUAAAAACUUCCCAUCAUCAUUUGUUGAAAUUAGAGAGCUGUUUUUCUUACCAA
This is a messenger RNA of Mercurialis annua (annual mercury), 1249 nucleotides long. RefSeq names its product 28 kDa ribonucleoprotein, chloroplastic. The record is from RefSeq and is a predicted model, not a curated record. The transcript has 4 exons. Gene Ontology annotation, molecular function: mRNA binding. Bases 130 to 963 code for a protein of 277 amino acids. Lineage: Eukaryota; Viridiplantae; Streptophyta; Magnoliopsida; Malpighiales; Euphorbiaceae. Gene Ontology annotation, cellular component: cytosol.